Messenger RNA from Capsicum annuum, 830 nucleotides. Its product is annotated as thioredoxin 1. Bases 96 to 644 code for a protein of 182 amino acids. Gene Ontology annotation, molecular function: protein-disulfide reductase activity; oxidoreductase activity, acting on a sulfur group of donors, disulfide as acceptor. The transcript is spliced from 2 exons. NCBI's taxonomy places the organism in Eukaryota, Viridiplantae, Streptophyta, Magnoliopsida, Solanales, Solanaceae. The record is from RefSeq and is a predicted model, not a curated record. Gene Ontology annotation, cellular component: cytoplasm.
GUUAGAGUAUAACUAUAAAUAUGUCAUUUUCACAUUUUUCAUUGUCUACAAAACAUUAGAAACAAUCAACUACUCUUACACUCAGUUUGCUUGCUAUGUCGACAAUUCUCGAUUCAAUCGCCAUUUCUUCUUCCCUUUUUUCCUCCACCAAUCCCCGCCCUUCGCCGCCGUUCUCCGCCGCAUGGAACCGCCGUACCCAUCUGAAACUCACCGGAUUUUCUACAUCGUAUACAAGUUUUAAUAAUAAAAUUGCACUUUCAUCUUCUUCAAGGAUUUGUAUCCGCCGUACAAAUAGCGUCUCCGGUGAAGCUUCCGAUGUCUCCUUCGACGUUCCUGUCUUGACAGAGGAAACAUGGGAUUCACUGGUUCUCAAUGCUACUGAGCCCGUGGUGGUUGAGUUUUGGGCUCCCUGGUGUGGACCAUGUCGCAUGUUCCAUCCAGUAAUCAGCGAACUUGCAAAGCAAUAUACAGGAAGGGUAAGGUGCUUCAAGUUGAAUACCGAUGACAGUCCUACUGUAGCAUCCAGAUAUGGAAUCCGAAGCAUCCCAACAAUAAUGAUCUUCGUUAACGGAGAAAAGAAAGAUGCUAUCAUUGGUGCUGUACCUAAAACCUGUCUAACUGCUAGCAUAGACAGAUUCUUGUAGAAACUGCUGAAUGGUAGGCCAAGGCUCCAUUUGGUUUGUUUGGUGUUUUUUUCUUCUUUUUGAUAGAUUAAAACUAGAGUUGGUUUUGUUGUUAUAGUAAUCCUAGUUUUUUUCCCUGUUACAAUGUGUUACACUCUCUUGAUGUUCAAUGGAUCCUGUACUAAAUUUGAGUUUUACUUGAACGAA